Molecule: messenger RNA, 1269 nt
Organism: Trichoderma breve
Lineage: Eukaryota; Fungi; Ascomycota; Sordariomycetes; Hypocreales; Hypocreaceae
Product: flavin containing amine oxidoreductase domain-containing protein
Exons: 2
Coding region: 1-1269 (422 amino acids)
Molecular function (GO): oxidoreductase activity
Source: RefSeq, a predicted model, not a curated record
AUGUUGGCCAAAAAAUACCAUCUCGCCAAUACCUAUUCGGAUUAUGACUCCAUCUUGACUUAUGAUGAUACUGGCUUCACAGACUUUUCUGGUCUCAUCGAUGAAUAUGAAACUGCAUAUGACAAAGCUGCCGCUAAGGCUGGCCGUUUGCUUGUCCAGAAUUUGCAGGAUCAGACCAUGCGUGCUGGCUUAUCCACUGCGGGAUGGAAUCCCAAGCAUGGCGAUAUGAAGAGACAAGCCGCUGAGUGGUGGAACUGGGAUUGGGAGGCUGCUUUCCCACCCGAAGAGUCAUCCUUCAUCUUUGGUGUCGCAGGCAGCAACCUCACCUUUAACCAGUUCAGUGAUGCCAACAACUUUGUCAUUGACCCACGCGGUUACAGUGCCAUCAUUGACGGUGAAGCUUCAACAUUUCUCACCAAGAGCGAUACUCGCCUGCUCCUCAAUACUCGUAUCACAAACAUCACUUACUCCGACCACGGCGUCACAGUGUACAAUCACGACGGUAGCUGCGUAUCUGCGGACUACGCCAUUUCGACCUUUUCACUGGGCGUGCUUCAGAGCAAUGCGAUUGGCUUCUCGCCACAACUGCCGGGGUGGAAGCAAGAUGCAAUCCAGAAUUUCGCCAUGGGCACUUAUACCAAGGUCUUUUUGCAGUUUAAUGAGACUUUCUGGCCUGAGGAUACGCAGUACUUUUUGUAUGCUUCGCCUACUACGCGGGGCUAUUAUCCUGUUUGGCAGUCCCUCUCGACCGAAGGCUUCAUGCCGGGCUCCAACAUUAUUUUUGCAACCGUCAUUGGUGAUGAGUCUUACCGUAUCGAGCAGCAGACGGAUGAAGAGACCAAAGCAGAGGCCAUGGAGGUUCUUCGCCAGAUGUUCCCCAAUGUUACUAUCCCGGAACCCAUUGCGUUCACGUAUCCCCGUUGGGCCUCUGAGCCGUGGUCUUUCGGAAGCUACUCAAAUUGGCCAGCAGGUACUUCAUUACUAGCUCACCAGAAUCUGCGGGCUAAUACCGGACGACUGUGGUUUGCUGGUGAGGCUACCAGUGCCGAGUAUUUUGGGUUUCUUCAUGGAGCUUGGUUUGAAGGUCGUGAGGCAGGUGCACAAGUUGCGGCACUGUUGCAAGGCAGACCAUGUGUGCAAUAUGGAAAUGAUAGGCUUUGCGGAGAGAGGAAACAUUAUGACCCGUUGACGGGGACGUCGCCCUUGAGUCAGUAUACUUUGUUGAACGGAUGGGCUGUGAGUAGUCUCUAUGAGAGUGGAGAUGAUUGA